ACUGCCAGAGGGUAAAGAUGGCCCCCGAGUACGCCAUCGCUUCAGAUUCCCGUCCGGCAUCGUACGACGACUUUGGGUACCGCCGGACUCCGCCAGGACCGAGGAACCGUGAGAACUUACCGCUGACGCAUCCCCGAAUCUCGAAGCCAUGGCCGAAGAUAGCCUGGAAAUAGAAAUUCUAGACCGUCUAGAUAAAAAAUUGGGAUUUGUGGACCCCGAGGAGGAAGACAUGGCCGAGGAUCCACCCAGACCGGUUUCCUUGCCGUUGGGAGCAGCGAAGGCCUUCCUGCGCCCGACGCCGGUGAGACUAUCAGAGACAACACUAUCCAGGGGGAAGAUCCCAUCCGGAACCAUCGAAUCCUGGGGAAAAACAGGAGUCGAUAAAAAGUACCCGGCCACUAAGGCAAGGAUAAAGAAGAGUGCACAAACACUAGAACACCAAACCAACCAAUACGAGUACUUAUCAUCGUCCACCAGAAACGUUUGGACUAUGGGCCACCAGGUGUACUUCAAUAUCCGCCCGGGUUUAUGAUGGAGGUGUGGCCAAGGGGAGCAUACCAGAGCCACCUGUAACAGAACCCAAAUACUCUUCUGCAGCCGUUGCGGUCUACUGGGCACCUUCUCUCGGAAUUGUCCAUGUGGCGAUGCGAAGAACAAAGGUCCUGCACCGUCUCCCACAGAUCCAAUAAAUAAUUAACUUCGAACCGCUCCAGCCCAGAAGGAAGAACCACCCUCCCGGAAAGUGUCCAGGAAGCUUACCCAGGUCUGCCCAAGGUGCCAUUAUGUGGUCAAGACCUGCGACAAGGAGUCCCGUCAAUGACAGAAAUCACCGUACCGUUAUUCUGUACCAGACACAGAUAAUAAAUGAGAUACAUCCGUUCUGUCUGACUCUAUUCAACUCCUCUGUUACCGUCAGAAAAAUGCUUGAAGAGGUCAAUUUUUAUAUUGAAUCAGGCAGUGAUUCAAUAGUUUCGUGACUAACCUAAUAUUAAGCAGCUCCCUACUGCCAAGAGAAAUGGGAAAUGUUGAGCAGCCAGUGCAUCGGUUACUUGGAUUUCAUAGACAGGAGCAUAUACACCAAACAAAAAUACUACCAUGACGGAUAAGAUAUUAAUCCCAUGGCCCUGGAAUUUCUUGGGGUCCCCUCAAAUCGAGGAGCACGCCUCAAGAAGGCCAUGGAAGAUGGGAAUCCCACAUAUUCGAGCGAUUUCGGAUACCAGUUGUAUAAGGCUGACGAAUGGAUGUUAGUGAUUUUUUGUGGAGAAGAACGAAGCGAUCGCCUCAAAGUAGAAAUACCGUCGUGUAUGAAAGAUGAUGGCAGGACCUCCUACGGAACGGAAGAAUGUCGGACGCAGAAGCUGAAGCAGAGAUGGUCAGAGAGA
Molecule: messenger RNA, 1382 nt
Organism: Coccinella septempunctata (seven-spotted ladybird)
Lineage: Eukaryota; Metazoa; Arthropoda; Insecta; Coleoptera; Coccinellidae
Exons: 2
Coding region: 149-532 (127 amino acids)
Source: RefSeq, a predicted model, not a curated record